Rosa rugosa (rugosa rose) is the source of this 4169-nucleotide messenger RNA. RefSeq names its product pentatricopeptide repeat-containing protein At4g14190, chloroplastic. Lineage: Eukaryota; Viridiplantae; Streptophyta; Magnoliopsida; Rosales; Rosaceae. The transcript is spliced from 3 exons. Bases 24 to 1574 code for a protein of 516 amino acids. Gene Ontology annotation, molecular function: protein binding. The record is from RefSeq and is a predicted model, not a curated record.
UUCAAAAUUCCCAGGAGACUCAUAUGGAGAGUGUGGUGAACUUCCCGUAUAGCCAUUGCAAGAUAGCCCAUACAUGGAGCUUCAAACACAGCACCCUCCUCUUCCCCAAAACCCAAACCGCAAAACCCUCCACCAAAACCAAAACCAAAUCCCUCCCCUCUACUCUUUCUCGUUGCCAUGCCCAGUUCUUCUCACCACCGCAUAACACCAGUUCCCCAAAGCACACCACCCUCCAUUCCCAUGAAUACCACAAGCUCAAAGCCUUACUGGAGAUUCUCAUGGAGAAGGAGUGUUGCCCUUUGCAAGUGCUUAGAGAUGAUGGUGAUUGGACCAGAGACCAAUUCUGGGCUGUCAUCAGAUUCCUCAUACAUGCCUCCAGGCCCAAGGAAAUCUUGCAGUUGUUUGAUGUAUGGAGGAACAUUGAGAAAUCGCGGAUUAAUGAAUUCAACUACAGCAAGAUAAUAGGAUUGUUGGUUGAGGAGGACCUGAUUGAAGAGGCAGUGCUGUGCUUUCAGGAUAUGAAGAGUCAUUGUCUUAGGCUGUCUGUGGAAGUAUACAAUUCAAUUAUUCAUGGUCUUUCGAGAAAAGGAAACUUUGAUGAUGCCGAACUCUUCCUUAACGAGAUGAAAGAAAUGAAUUUGGCACCAGACACCGAUACUUAUGAUGGGCUCAUUGAGGCUUAUGGAAAAUAUAAAAUGUAUGAUGAGAUGGGUAUGUGUCUGAAGAAAAUGAGAUUAAAUGGCUGUUCACCAGACCAGAUUACCUAUAAUUUGCUUAUUCGAGAGUUUGCACGUGGAGGGUUACUGAAAAGGAUGGAAAGAGUAUAUCAAUCCAUGGUUUCAAAAAGAAUGGAUUUGCAGGCUCCUACUUUGAUUGCAAUGCUGGAAGUUUAUGCAAAAUUUGGGAUCUUGGAGAAGAUGGAAGUGUUUUAUAGAAGAGUUUUGAACUCGAGAGCAAUUUUAAAGGAGGAUUUGAUUAAGAAAGUUGCAGAAGUUUAUAUUGAGAACUAUAUGUUUUCCAGAUUAGAGAACUUGGGAGUUGAUCUUUCUCCAAGAUUUGGUCAGACUGAUCUCGUUUGGUGUGUGCGUCUCCUUUCUCAUGCUGGUAUUUUGAGUCGAAGAGGUAUGGAUUCCGUCAUUCUAGAGAUGGAAGAAAAAGGUGUCCCAUGGAAUGCAACGGUGGCAAACAUAAUAAUGCUAGCUUAUUUGAAGAUGAAAGAUUUCACCCGCCUGAGAAUCAUGUUCUCCCAAUCACUAACCCAUGGUGUGGAGCCCGAUAUGAUCACUGUUGGAAUUCUAUUUGAUGCAAAUAGGAUUGGCUAUGAUGGGUCUGCGACUUUAGAUGCAUGGAGGAAGCAGGGUUUUCUUUACAAAGCAGUUGAAAUGAACACCGAUCCUCUCGUUAUUACUACAUUUGGGAAGGGGCAUUUCCUCAGGAACUGUGAAGCAGCAUACUCCUCUCUUGAACCUGAAGUUAGAGAAAAGAAAACAUGGACUUACCAAGAUCUCAUUGAUUCAGUGUUCAAAGACAAUCAGUGUAACCUCAGUAAGAGGGACUUAAUGAAGUCAAGAUAAGCUAGUGCAUCAGAGAUACUGUUUUUGCUAGUGUACUGAUUAAAGGACAGACAUUUGUACAGAAAUGCUUGAAAGAACCUCAUGAUGGAUUUGAUUAAUUGAACAGCCUCUCUCUCCUGUCUGUUGCCAUUGUAUGGAGGAGAAUUUGCUGCCUAAUUUCAUUUUUUCUCAUCUAUUUGGAGUACUAAUUUUAAUGGUGGCUUAUGACAACUAUAGCAGACACUAUCUAGGUAUAUCAAGUAUAAUCCAACUCUGCUGGAGGUACCACUGCAGCAGGUUUUAAACUCCGCACCUGUAACAAUGAGCUAACAGUAUACAUUACUGGAAGCAGAAUUGACAUAUGCCAUUCCUUUUUAAUGUAUCCCACAAUAUACAGCUUCUUUUUGCCUUGAUUGCAUAUUUGAUAUCCUCCUACUAUUGUUGUUGAAAGUUGAAUAGGUGGUGGAAUAAAUUCCGCAUAAAUCAAUUUAUCAUGACAACGGGUCUUUCUUGGAAUAAAGCUAUAUAGUGAUGCUCAUAAGUUUGUCACAAAGGAAGGCUCAAUUUGGGAUACUGGCUGCAAUUUUAUGCAGAUGAAGGAGGUCGCCGCUUAUCUAACCCAGAGACAUUCACAGAUAAUCUCUUGUCAGGCUUUGCAUGUGCCAUAUGAUCAGUGGGUUGGGAUGAUAUGAUCCUUGCUUCUAUGUCCGUGAUGGUUUGCAGCUUUUAAGUAACAAGGAGACUAAGUUAUGUAGUAUCAGUAAACAUUCAAAAAUAUGGUAAUGAUGAACUCAAACUAUCAAUUGUGUACUUUUCAGUAAAUUAGUUUGCACUUGUUCUUCUGCCAUAUAAAUGUAACCUCAGAAUGAAGAUUAGUCACUGAUUCCUCUUAACUGAAAAGCAAAAAGGGUUCUUCUUCUUGUUAACUGUAGCAUAUAGAUUUCUGCAGAAGUCAUUGUUGCAUUUACAGCGCCUUCAGUUUCAACUGCUUGGGCUAUCCAAGGUCAUUAUGCCUCGAGUCCUCUUGAACACCUAAUAUUUAUUGCUAAGGUGGUGUUUUUGUCACAAAACUAGAAACUUCUUUUUUUCCUUACUUUCAAAAGAUUAAUAUCUUUUUGGUCAGUGGAAAAUAAUUGGAACUCUUUUCAUGUAUGAUGACUGGUUUGCUGGCUAUAAAUAGACUGAUCAUUGUGUAUUUCUCCAGUACAUGCAAAAUCCAGAUAAUGAGAAAUCUUUUGGAGUAGUGCAACAAGUCAAGAUGAUGACACUAAGCAUCACUGGUUGUGAAUUUCACCUUAGCAUCAGUUCUCUGUUUGAGAAAUAGAUUCCAGAGCUUAAACCUUGAAAUUCUGGUUGACUAGUUAAAAUGGUAAAGUACUUUUGGAACAAGUUUUAGGAAAAGCUUAACUAAGAAUGCCAUCCUCUCUUCAUAUUUAUGUUGCAUCAUAUAUUUGUCUAUUUGCUUAUUGUUUGGAUCUGGACAUAAAGCUUCUUGUUCGGAUGAGUAGGAUGAAUUUUUUAAAGGCAGAUGAAAAUUGUCAACCACGAACUAUUCUAUUGUGGGAAAUUGCGUGAAUAUAUUUCAAUAUCAAUCUAAUGAAAUUUAUUUGCAAUUAAGCAGGUCUUCAAUUUUGUGUCUUGGUUGGCGACUCAAUAUAUGGGAAAUUUGGCAAAUUAUAGAGUAAUCUCAUGUGUACUCGUUUGGUCCAUUGUAAAUCUUGGAAAUUUGGCGAAUUAUAGAGCAAUCUCAUUCAUUCUUCAACGGUAUCAGACGCAGGUGGAGAACUCUUUCCCUGAGAAAAACACAGCUUGAAGUCAGCUCACUUCACUGCAGUUAUGCUGCAAACAACAGAGACAAAAUUUUCUAACAGAGACAAAAUUUUCUAACAGAGACAAAAUUUUCGUAGUCUCCAAGAACGAGGCAACAUCUUUUUUUUUUGAAAGUUUGAGGCAACAACAUCCAUUGUUAGCCUGAUGUAUAAAUCAUCAUCCGUCUUAGGACGAAGAAAGGAACAUCGCCAGUCACAUAAGGCAUACCCUUAAUAAUCAUGUCCUCCACUUCUUGUUUUCAUCAUCAAGUUAGGAUUUUGAGCACAAACAGUGGCUGCUGCACAUGAUAUUAGUGCAAUCAAGUGAUGAUAAGAAGGCUUUCUGGAUUGAAGAUAUAUUGCAUUGCAGGCUGUUUCAGAUAUAAGAUUGCAAAACCGAUGAGUAAGAGGAAUUGUUGGGAGUGUACAUUGCUGCAGCAAUUUGGAGAUGAACCUAAUGCUACCAAGUUCUGUUGAAUAAUACUGAAAAGAAAUAUUUGGAAGCAGUAAGAGCUGUAGAAGCUUUAGAAUUCCCAUUUGUAGCAAAUCGGCUAAUUUAUGUCUGGUAAAGUUAUUGUUUUGUGUUUCUGAUCCCUCUACAUUUUCACCAACAGAAACUUCAAAGCACGAACGCGAGCUCUAUUUUUAUUUACUAUAUAUUUCUUUUAAAUUUGAAAAAUCAGAAGUGAGAUGGGAUCAUGGGAAGUGAAGACAAUGUGACCAAAAAAGAAAGAAGAAACGUGGAUUUGCUUCAAUCAUUCAUAGGAUCGAACUUGAGAUUUUCAGAUAUGAGACAAACUUUAAAAGU